UGUAAUCAUUGACUUUACACUCAAUUAACAGCUACACACUACACAUAAUGCGGAAAAAACCCGUGUUUCCCUAUCAAGAAAGUGAAGACAGUGACAUUAGCGACGGUCAAAGCCGGAAUCAACGAAUACGAUAUGUUCUGAGAUCUCUAGUACCCAAGUUAACAAAAUUUAUUGUGUUACUCUUAGUGUGGUGUUUCUUUACAAUAGCAUUGAUUACAAAGAAACCUCAUGAGUUAGAGCAGUUCUGUGUGGCGGUGCAGCCAAACAAAUUGUACAGUAGCGAAAUAACAGAGGGAGUGCCACGAGAUGAGAUUGAGUUGACUCUCAGAGGUAGAAUCGAUGAGGAGUCGAUGGAAUAUCCCGAGUUUGCUAUGGCGAACUCAAGCUCCGUUGAUGUGUGGUUGCGGUAUGUAGAUGGAGAUUCUGGAGAGACUCUAUGGCAGAGUGAGGAAUGGAAGGUCUAUCUGCUGGAAACGGAAACCAGGAGUAUGACGGAAGCAAGUUAUUUGUUUGAAAUUUCUGAAAUAGAGUCUUCAGCUAGUGUUCUUCAGCUUGCAAUGAAGACGACCAGUAAGGACGCAGAAUCUCUCUUUAUAGAGUUGGAUAUGUCUCCGGUGGAUAGGUCUAAUGGUGUCAUUUAUGCAUUUCUAUUGCUGAUUUUCCUCUAUGUUUUAAUCAUUUGGGAUAUUACGGAUAGAACUUUUGCUGCAGUCAUUACAUCCAGUGCUGCAAUUGCAGUGCUAGCCCUAAUGGACGCCAGGCCAUCACUUCAAACUAUAGUUUCCUGGAUUGAUAUAGACACUCUGAUGCUCCUCUUCGGUAUGAUGAUUAUGGUCGGAGUUUUGUCAGAGUCUGGAAUAUUUGACUAUCUUGCCGUUGUUGCCUAUCGCCAAUCUAAAGGACAUCCCUGGCCGCUGAUAUUUUUCUUAUGCUGUUUUACUGGCAUUCUUUCGGCCUUUUUGGAUAAUGUCACAAUGGUUCUGCUCAUGGUUCCGGUGACUAUUCGUUUGUGCGAGGUAAUGCGUCUGCGGACUGUUGUAGUAUUGAUAAGCAUUGUCAUCUACUCGAAUCUCGGCGGUACUCUAACACCAGUGGGUGACCCCCCAAACGUGAUUAUAGCCACGGAUCCCUUUGUAGCUAAACAAGGAAUUAACUUUCUCAGUUUUACUGUGCACAUGCUUCCAGGAGUACUUUUCAGCAUGUUGGGGACUUUUGGCAUACUAUACCUAAUGCUGCGUAAUAGGAUACACAUGAGUGAGGGUGAUCACACAAGAAAAUCCUUAAAGGUCCUAAACAAAGAGAUGGCCAAGGUGUUUGCCACAACGGAUGUCGAGGAUCAAUUGAGGGAGGAUAUAUCAAAACGCAUUGCCGAGAUUAAGGCAGCACAGAGUAAAAAAGGUUCGGAUUCGGCAUUUUUUAGGCCAGUACCAAAUUUUAUCGACACCCUUGCUGAGCUGGAGGUGAAGCAUAGGAUAAAGAAUAUGCCUUUAUUAAUCAAAUCCUGUAUUGCCAUGGGUUUCGCCGUUCUACUCUUCUUUUUUCAUUCACUUCCUUUUUUGGAAGGCGCCAAAUUACCCUGGAGUGCAGUAUUAGCCGCCUUGUUGCUUCUUGUUUUAUCGGAUCUCAAUGAUUUUCAAAUUAUACUAGCUAAAGUGGAAUGGUCGACCUUACUCUUUUUUGCCGCUCUGUUCAUCCUAAUGGAGGCUAUCACACAUCUUGGCCUUAUCGAUUGGAUAGGAGAUAGAACCGUAUCUGUAAUACUCACAGUCAGCAGAGAGCAUCAGUUAACAGUUGCCGUUUCAUUACUUCUGUGGGUCUGUGCUAUAACUUCAGCGUUUGUUGAUAAUAUUCCGAUUACCACUAUGAUGUUGAGAUUAACCAUUGAAUUGGCCAAAAAUAAGACUCUUAAGUUACCAUUCGCUCCCCUCAUCUGGGCACUUGCCUUUGGAGCUUGUUUUGGUGGCAAUGGCACUUUGAUCGGUGCAUCGGCAAAUGUCGUUACAGCUGGUUUAGCUAGUCAACAUGGCUACAAAAUAUCUUUCAUGGAUUUCUUCAAAAUUGGUUUUCCCAUCAUGUUGUCGACUGUAUUCAUAGUCUGGAUUUAUCUCCUCUUUGCACACUCUCUGCUUUCUUGGCAUUAAAUUAAGCAAAGACUUCAUAAUCGAGGACUUAUCCAAAAUAUCUCUCAAUUCCCAAAUUACUCUAUUUUAACAAGAGAUUCCAGGAUUUGGUAUAUUGGUUCAAAUUAACAGUCGACCUAAGUAAGUUAUAAAAUUAAUUUAUUAAGGGUGCUUUAAAUUUGCUUCUGUCACUUGAAAUAAGCAUUGACUUUACACUCAA
Molecule: messenger RNA, 2340 nt
Organism: Drosophila willistoni
Lineage: Eukaryota; Metazoa; Arthropoda; Insecta; Diptera; Drosophilidae
Product: P protein-like
Exons: 2
Coding region: 48-2141 (697 amino acids)
Biological process (GO): transmembrane transport
Cellular component (GO): membrane
Source: RefSeq, a predicted model, not a curated record